Messenger RNA from Cyprinus carpio (common carp), 736 nucleotides. RefSeq names its product C-C motif chemokine 21-like. The record is from RefSeq and is a predicted model, not a curated record. Gene Ontology annotation, biological process: positive regulation of GTPase activity; cellular response to type II interferon; lymphocyte chemotaxis. Gene Ontology annotation, molecular function: chemokine activity; CCR chemokine receptor binding. Gene Ontology annotation, cellular component: extracellular region. Lineage: Eukaryota; Metazoa; Chordata; Actinopteri; Cypriniformes; Cyprinidae.
GAUAUUUGUAAGCGUAUAUUGGUAAAAACAGUUUGUGAUUUUCUCUUAUUUUACAGAGCAGACGCUGGGAAAUCAUGCAGUUCAUCAUCUUCUCCAUCAUCCUCCUGAGCUUCCUGUACCUCACACUGGCACAAGACGAGACCUGCUGUCUGCAAUACAUUAAGAAAGUUAAAAUGUCCAUGAAGAACAGAGUGACCAGCUACAGAAAACAAGAGCUGGAUGGACGCUGCAGCAUCCCAGCUGUUGUCUUCACAUUGAAAGAUGGCCGUGAUUUUUGCACUGACCCCAGAGAAAAAUGGGUUCGAGUCCUUAUGUGGAGGGUAGACAGACUGUUGGGAGGGUCAUCUUUGACAAGGAAAGUGCGCAGUGACAGACCCAGGCAUAGGCCUGGUGCGUCACAAAAAGUUGUUCAGCGUCCACGGGCCCAGCAGCCACAGAAAUCUCCAAAGAAUAAAAUAGACAAUCGAUAUUCAUUCAAUCCGCAGCAGCCUUACAAGAGUCAGCAAAUCCCUAAGUUUGCUCCUAAUAAACAAAUCAAUAGACAAAUGAAUGUAUUUUUAAUUGUAUUUCUCUAUUUAUUGUCUUUUGUUUGUAUUUAAUAUCAUUUGUGUUUUCAAAUUUAUCUGUGUAGUUCUAGAAAAAAAAAUGUUAAACAUUGUUAAUUUUGUGAAUCCUUUUGUUUUUUGACUUUAUACUGCUGGUUAAAUUCUAAAUGUUACUCAAAAAUAAGCCAUAA